UUGAUUCACGUUAUCAUUGAAUUAGCAACAAAUUUAAAUCUUGGAAACUUAAUAACGAGAUAGAGGUUUUUCAUUAGACGUAUGGAGACAUCCUAGCAGUACCUAUAUUGGAUACGGUCAUGCGUCCCGGAUGGAUUGGCUGGUUUUGGCUGGGAGUUUUUACACCCCUGCAACUUGAUCUGGCGGGCAGCCACAAGACGUCGACAAUCCGCAAGACGGCGAGCCUGGGCGGCCAGCAGACGCUGGACUGCACGCUCAAGUUCCCACACAAUGAGCCCGUACCCUACAUUAUCCAGUGGAAAAAGGAUGGGCUCGCCCAGCCCAUCUUCAUCAAGUAUGACGGCUACCCCGCACAGAUACCACAGCAACGAUACCGAAACCGUAUAAAACUCAGUGGGGAGGUGUCACUCAUGGUGAGUUCUCAUUUAAUACAUGUCGUCGUAUGUAAGAACCUGUUAGAGAUGCCCAUCUUCAUCAAGUAUGACGGCUACCCCGCUCAGAUACCACGCGCAGAUACCACAGCAACGAUACCGAAACCGUAUAAAACUCAGUGGGGAGGUGUCACUCAAGGUGAGUUCUCAUUUAAUACAUGUCGUCGUAUGUAA
Messenger RNA from Gigantopelta aegis, 605 nucleotides. RefSeq lists its product as uncharacterized. The transcript has 2 exons. NCBI's taxonomy places the organism in Eukaryota, Metazoa, Mollusca, Gastropoda, Neomphalida, Peltospiridae. The coding region runs from base 120 to 605 and encodes 161 amino acids. The record is from RefSeq and is a predicted model, not a curated record.